UUUCUUCUUCUUUGAAAGCCCUCUGUUCUCGGAAGCACCGUAUGGUAAUUUUUCAUUUUCUUCCCAAAUAUUUAUAUGGCAGAAGAAAGUGGUCACAGUUCCUCCAGUUUUCAGCCACCAGUUUUCUCCCGAUCCAAUUCCGAAAAUUCCAGACUCUUUUCAGCCCCAACAAAACCCAUAAAGCAAUUUUAGCGUCUAUUGAAUUUCUACUUUUGCGGGUCUUCUAUCACUAUUUGGUCAACACUAACCACCUAUAUAUAUAUAAUUCUCAAUUGGGUUUUCUUUUCAACUAAUCAGAUUCGUGCUUUGCCCCAUUAAAUUAUUUCUUCCCCCCUUCAUCCGAUUUAUUGUUUGAAGAUCAAAGUCUCGUCAUCGUUUCGGAUCGUGAUGGCUACAACUGGUAGUAACAUUGACAGUAGCAAGGUGAAGAUCGUCCAUGGCGAUGCUGGCUACGUUCUUGAAGAUGUUCCCCAUUUCUCCGACUAUAUUUCCGAUCUGCCUACGUAUUCCAAUCCAUUGCAAGACAAUCCUGCGUACUCUGUAGUCAAGCAGUAUUUUGUGCAUGUUGAUGAUACCGUUCCUCAGAAGAUUGUUGUUCACAAAAGUAGUCCAAGAGGAAUACAUUUUAGGCGUGCUGGCCCACGCCAACGGGUAUACUUUCAGUCAGAUGAGGUUCAUGCCUGUAUUGUGACAUGUGGCGGUCUUUGCCCCGGACUCAACACUGUGAUCAGGGAGCUAGUAUGUGGCUUAUACAAUAUGUAUGGUGUCAAGAAGGUUCUGGGAAUUGAAGGUGGAUAUAGGGGUUUCUAUUCUAAGAAUACCAUCCAUUUGACUCCAAAGUUUGUGAAUGAUAUUCAUAAACGUGGUGGAACUGUCAUUGGGACAUCACGAGGUGGUCAUGAUACCUCAAAGAUAGUUGACAGUAUUCAAGAUCGUGGCAUCAAUCAGGUUUAUAUAAUUGGUGGAGAUGGAACUCAGAAGGGAGCAGCUGCUAUAUAUGAGGAAGUCAGAAGGAGAGGGCUCAAAGUUGCAGUUGUUGGGAUCCCGAAAACCAUCGAUAAUGACAUCCCGAUCAUUGACAAGUCCUUCGGCUUUGAUACUGCUGUUGAAGAGGCUCAGCGUGCUAUAAAUGCAGCCCAUGUUGAAGCCGAAAGUAUGGAGAAUGGUAUAGGGCUCGUGAAGUUGAUGGGUCGCUAUUGUGGGUUCAUAGCGAUGUAUGCAACUCUUGCAAGCAGGGACGUUGACUGUUGCUUAAUUCCAGAGUCACCCUUCUAUCUUGAAGGAGCCGGUGGACUUUAUGAAUACAUAGCAAGAUGUCUCAAAGACAAUGGACACAUGGUCAUUGUCAUUGCAGAAGGAGCUGGCCAGGAGCUGCUUUCUGGAAGCCUCGAUUCCGAUAAGCAGGAUGCUUCUGGAAAUAAGCUUCUUCAAGAUGUUGGGCUAUGGCUAUCACAGAGAAUCAAGGAUCAUUUUUCAAAAGAACAUAAGAUGACCAUAAACCUCAAAUAUAUUGAUCCAACAUAUAUGAUCCGAGCUAUCCCAAGUAAUGCCUCUGACAAUGUUUACUGCACUCUGCUUGCUCAAAGUGCCGUACAUGGAGCAAUGGCUGGCUAUACCGGCUAUACUAGCGGCCUUGUUAAUGGAAGACAGACAUACAUUCCCUUCUACCGAAUUACAGAUAAGCAGAACAAAGUUGUGAUAACUGACAGAAUGUGGGCAAGGCUUCUAUCAUCGACGAACCAGCCUAGCUUUUUGACUGCGAAAGACGUAACUGAGGAGAAGAAAGAGGAAGAGACGUUGAUCCAGAUGAACCAGUUAAGCAAUAACACCGAGGACGAAACGGUGAGCAAUCCUAGUGUAAAGUAGUUGAACUCUAUUGUAUGAAGAAUUUGAAAGAUGGGUGUGUUGUAAGUUAAGCUAAGCUAAGGCUGUUAUUUUUGGGCCUUUCAGUUCUUCUCUCUAGCAAUUGCUGAAGUCCUAAACCACUUGUGAAGAAGCUGUUCUUUAUGGAGUUCUUUAUUUAUCCUGAGUUUGUUGUAGUCUAAUUAUAGAGUGAAAAUCUAUAAUCCAUAUCUAAGAAGGGAUCCUCCCAUGGUCUUGGAUUUUUAGGAAAAGAUAGAUCUCUCUAAUCUUGAAUAUAUAUCAGAUAGUAGUUGGGGUCAUCCUUUGGUCUUUGGAUGAAAUGAGUCAUUGUUGUAUGCAAUUUUGUUUUUUUUUCUUAAAUAAAAUAUUUCAUUUUUGUCGUAUA
Messenger RNA from Benincasa hispida (wax gourd), 2248 nucleotides. RefSeq names its product ATP-dependent 6-phosphofructokinase 7-like. Lineage: Eukaryota; Viridiplantae; Streptophyta; Magnoliopsida; Cucurbitales; Cucurbitaceae. The record is from RefSeq and is a predicted model, not a curated record. Gene Ontology annotation, biological process: fructose 6-phosphate metabolic process; glycolytic process. Gene Ontology annotation, molecular function: ATP binding; 6-phosphofructokinase activity.